CGGCAAUGGCGGCGCUGACGAGAGGCUUUCUUGGGGGCCUCAGAGCUGGGGAAGAAAGGAGGAAGGUUAACAUGUUGAAGUUCCUUCUUGAGCAACUUGGGGAGAAGCUGAGGAUGGAAUUCUACAGAGGAGAGAGGAAAUGGAAGGGGAGUUUUUAUUUCUGGGUUGGCUGAGGGAAAUGGUAACAUUUGCCAUCAUAACUUUUUACCCUUCUCCCACUCCCAGGCCUGGUCAGCUGAGUGGAGAUAGAAGGAUUUCUGCUGCCAUCAUCUUCCAUGGGCUUUUCAGGUCACACGACCUACAAGUAGGGAGCAGGGAAAAAGGAGUGAGCCUGCAUGCCAAUUCUAAGCUCUUCAGGAUCAAAAAUGGCAGCCUGUGGAGGCACCUGCAAGAACAAAGUGACUGUCUCCAAGCCUGUGUGGGACUUCCUGAGCAAGGAGACCCCAGCCCGGCUGGCCCGGCUUCGGGAGGAGCACCGUGUGUCCAUCCUCAUAGAUGGCGAGACUUCUGACAUCUAUGUUCUCCAGCUUUCCCCACAGGGCCCCCCCCCGGCCCCUCCCAAUGGGCUCUACCUAGCCCGGAAGGCUCUCAAGGGGCUGCUAAAAGAGGCAGAGAAAGAGCUGAAGAAAGCUCAGAGGCAGGGGGAGCUGAUGGGUUGCCUGGCUCUGGGGGGUGGAGGGGAGCACCCUGAGAUGCACCGCCCAGGCCCACCCCCUCUCCGAGCAGCCCCACUUCUGCCCCCAGGGGCUCGGGGGCUCCCCCCUCCUCCUCCCCCGCUGCCCCCACCUCUUCCUCCUCGCCUUCGGGAGGAGGCAGAAGAGCAGGAGAGCACCUGCCCCAUCUGUCUGGGGGAGAUCCAGAACGCCAAGACAUUGGAGAAGUGCCGGCAUUCAUUCUGCGAGGGCUGCAUCACCCGGGCUCUGCAGGUGAAAAAAGCCUGCCCCAUGUGUGGCCGCUUCUAUGGGCAGCUGGUGGGCAACCAGCCCCAGAAUGGGCGGAUGCUGGUCUCUAAGGACGCCACCCUCCUACUGCCCAGCUAUGAGAAGUACGGCACCAUCGUCAUCCAGUACGUCUUCCCGCCCGGUGUCCAGGGGGCUGAACACCCAAACCCAGGAGUUCGGUAUCCUGGCACCACACGGGUGGCCUACCUCCCGGACUGCCCUGAGGGCAACAAGGUGCUGACCCUGUUCCGCAAGGCAUUUGACCAGCGUCUCACCUUCACUAUCGGCACGUCCAUGACCACAGGGAGACCGAAUGUCAUCACCUGGAACGACAUCCACCACAAGACCAGCUGCACAGGGGGACCCCAGCUGUUUGGGUACCCGGACCCCACCUACCUGACCCGGGUGCAAGAGGAGCUGAGAGCCAAGGGUAUUACAGAUGACUGAAAGACAUCCCCUUUGCCAAGGCCCCUGCUGUCCACCUCUACUAGGAUCCAGCAGAAGCCUCUGUUCUCCUCUCUGUCCCCUGCCCCCAACACCACACCUGUAGGGGAACUGUCUAAUUGGGAAGGGAGUUCAGAGUGGGAGGGGGGCAAUCCCUUCCCCCGUCCUCCACUGGCCAAGUGUUUCAGUGCAGUGUGAGCCACUCCCUUCUGGCAGAGGCCGACCUCCAAGGCCCUGUUCCCUGCUCCCCAUGUACAUAUACUCCCGGUUUCCCUGCCCCUCCAUUGCCCUUGGCUUUUUCUGGUAUGUGCUGUGCUCCAUGACCAAGCUGAGAAAGGACCUAGGAUGGGGAAGGGAGGGUCUGUUGAUCCCCCACCACCCCCAACUUAAUGCUCCACUGCUGAACUUGGGGUGCAGGGGAGGAGGAAUUGGCCUGAUGUAAGCUCCCUGCCACCCCCCAUGGAGCUGGCUGCCUGUGUUCAUCAGAUUCUCCCUCAACCUUGUCCUUUCUCGCCUGUGUCUCAGUCUCUGUCAGUCUCUUUCUCCGCUCUUCUCUGACCCCUUUGAGGAACCUCCUUACCCUGUUCUGGAAUCGCUGCCAGACUGUAGCUUUUAAUUUAAUAAAAAUAAAGUAAAAUAUGCAACUCUU
This is a messenger RNA of Cebus imitator (Panamanian white-faced capuchin), 2034 nucleotides long. It is a transcript of the gene DTX3, whose product is annotated as deltex E3 ubiquitin ligase 3. Bases 336 to 1388 code for a protein of 350 amino acids. The transcript is spliced from 6 exons. Lineage: Eukaryota; Metazoa; Chordata; Mammalia; Primates; Cebidae. Gene Ontology annotation, biological process: Notch signaling pathway; protein ubiquitination. The record is from RefSeq and is a predicted model, not a curated record.